GACGGAGCCAUCUCUUCGCCGAGAGGAAAAGGUGAAAUGUAGCAGCAGCAGCGCAGUUUAAUCGAAUAAUAUGAAAUAGGAACCAACGUGGAAAAUAUGUUAAAAACUUUAUUUUUGUUUGUGUCUGAGAACUCAGAAAACAUUAGUCGUGCAUAAAAAUCAAAUUGAGACUGGACUCAGUGCCACUCAAAAAAGUGGAUAUUUUGAUUAGGAAAAGCAAUAGAGCAGCAUCGGGCAGCCGGAAAGCAGAAAACUGCAUUGUCGGAUACGCCGCCGGGGACGGACGAAGGUGACAGUGGCGCGCUUUAGUGCAACCAAAAAAGGAAGGCAAGAGGUGCCUUUGCGUAAUUAACUGUAGUUGUGCAUGCGAUUCCUCGAAAACUUGACGCUGUUGUGAACACGUGAUUAAAAAUUUGAAAAACAGCAUUUGAAUAUCCUCGGCGUAAAAUGUCUAGCUUUCGAAAACGACAUGUUCAAAAGCCAAUACCGGGUACGCGCACCAGUCCACAAACAGGGCAAGUAAUUACGUCUAGUGGCAAUCCAUCGCUUGAUGUUAUUCUAGGUGGUGGUUUGCCCGUUGGUUCAAUAUGUCUAAUUGAGGAAGAUAAAUACGUCACAUUUUCAAAGGUUUUAGCCAAGUACUUCAUCGCCGAAGGUGUACUUUCGGCUCAAUCGGUUUUAUUGGGUAGCUUAGACGAUGAUCCACAGGAAAUAAUGCUGAAAUUGCCGAAACCACUCAAUGAAUUCGAACUGGAGAUGGAGAAGGCUACCGAACAAGAAAAAGGAGACCCACUCAAAAAUGGUCUACGGAUUGCCUGGCGUUACAAUGAUCUACCACCUGUAAAUUCAGAACAAAUACCCAAGAAAAUAGGCCAUCAUUUUAAUUUGAUGGAACACAUGGAAAAAAAUGUGGUGGACUUUGUUGACAAACUGCUUUGGAAUGGAAAGCCGUAUGUUAGUUCGGAUGAAGGAUACGAUGAGGAUAAACUGGGUAAUGUGGAAAAUAUUUCCUUCGGCAAUCAGUCAAAUGCGCCGCCAAAGAAUGACGGUGACCAAAACAUAACCAGCAGCAUUAGUUGCAAAGAAAUGGACUUGGAGCACGAACAAAUUAAUAUUGCUGCUGGUGUAUUGUCCAGCCCUACCGAUGAAUCUACCAGCAAACAAUUUUCAAAUAGUGUUCAAAUUCAUGAUCAACAAACGUCCACAAACUCAGAAUUGGAUAAUCAACAAACAUCAGCACAUACUAUACAACCGGAGAGUGUUCAAAUUUUCAGCAAUUCUAAAUAUCAGUCUAUCCUGAAAUUAAUACAAUCAUUCGCUGGAGAAGAAAAAUUCGCAACAGGUGCAUUGACGUAUCGCAGUCUUUGUAGAAUUUGUAUAACAUCACUGGGUUCACCGCUUUGGUUCGAUGAAGAUUUUUCAAAAAAUAUUCUAAAAUUGUUAACAGUUCUAAGAGGAAUAGUUCGCAACUCUAUGACUGUAUGUUUCAUAACUAUGCCCAUGAAUUUAAUUGGCAAGUGUGAUGGGACGCUUGUGCCGAAAAUACGCAAUCUGGUGGACUACGCCAUAGAAUUAGAAUCUUUUACAGGAUCAGAACGCGAAACCCAUAACGCUUUCAAAGAAUACAAUGGCCUUUUACAUGUGCACAAAAUUACAGCUGUGAAUACUCUUACAGCUUAUAUGCCGGAGACUUCCGAUUUGGCGUUCAAAUUACGUCGAAAGAAGUUCGUCAUUGAAAAGCUCCAUUUGCCUCCAGAAUUACAAGAAGACGUUCCUGAAAAUAAGCCCACUCUUAGUUGUGGUGCGGGCGUUCAACCAAGAACUGCCUCAUUGAAUUUUUGAGUGCCACUAUUUAUUGUCUUACGAAAAUACUGCUGGGAUGCAAUUGUAAAAGAUUGUUCGCUAUUUAUAUAGUGUAAUUACCACGUAUUGCAAGAUAUCCCUUUUCAACGCAAUUAACAUAAUUAUAUUCGAUUUCACCAACAAAAAUAAUAUUUUAAUUGAUCACAAGAUUGACCUGAACAAAAUAGACAGAGUUGGUGGACUCCACUCAUUAAAAACAAAUACCUUUUUUCAGUUGACUAAAGUUUGAACAAAGUUUUAUUCAACAUUAUUGAAAUAUUUCUUUCAUGCUUUAUAAAUAAUGGUUUUCAAAAGUCUUCUUUUAAUCAUUCAAAUUGUGAAUGCAAAGGAAGAGAAUAAAUAUAAGUUAAAAAUGAAAAUUGUAACGGAUUUAAGUAUAAAGUAAUUUAAUAAAAAAUAAAACAAUUUUU
Molecule: messenger RNA, 2273 nt
Organism: Anastrepha obliqua
Lineage: Eukaryota; Metazoa; Arthropoda; Insecta; Diptera; Tephritidae
Gene: Elp4
Product: elongator complex protein 4
Exons: 5
Coding region: 448-1842 (464 amino acids)
Biological process (GO): tRNA wobble uridine modification
Cellular component (GO): elongator holoenzyme complex; cytoplasm; transcription elongation factor complex
Source: RefSeq, a predicted model, not a curated record